Messenger RNA from Neocloeon triangulifer, 1975 nucleotides. Its product is annotated as F-box/LRR-repeat protein 21-like. Gene Ontology annotation, cellular component: SCF ubiquitin ligase complex. The coding region runs from base 370 to 1737 and encodes 455 amino acids. Gene Ontology annotation, molecular function: protein binding. The transcript is spliced from 10 exons. Lineage: Eukaryota; Metazoa; Arthropoda; Insecta; Ephemeroptera; Baetidae. Gene Ontology annotation, biological process: positive regulation of protein ubiquitination; SCF-dependent proteasomal ubiquitin-dependent protein catabolic process. The record is from RefSeq and is a predicted model, not a curated record.
UUUGUCAACAACAGCCUAGAUGGUUACGACUUUCCCUCGUUCACUUCAGGCACCAGAUCAAACUUAAUUGUUUUUAAAUUGACCUUGCUUUAAGCUUGAGUGAAGAUCAGAAAAGUGAUAAAGUUUUGUGGGCAGUGAUUGUUUUUCAAGAAGAGAAGAGAGCACUCAAAUUGCAGAAGUUUUUGGAUUUUGUGGAAGUAAUUUACUCCCAGCAAAAUUUAAAAUAGUUUAAUUUUUGCAAUUUUUGGCAAGUUCAUCGAAGGCUGGUCUUCAAUGUCUGCAACUCCAAUCUCCAUUGCAAGUGAAAAAUAAGUGGCGACAACUAUUUGGAGCCCGAUGGUGACCUAGCCCGGCGGGUGGUUGCAGUCCAUGGCUGCAGAUUCUGCAGCAAAGCGCCACGAGACCAGUAGUUCGAGUGUACCGUCCACCACCUGCCUAAGCGGUGACUACCAAGAGUGCGUACCAAGGCAGCCGAAGCGCCGUCGGAGCUGUGGCGCUCCCAAAACAACCCCCAAUUCAAGUCGCACCACAAGUCAUCGAAUGAGAAGCACACCAGACUGGACGGUGCUUCCGCCUGAAGUUCUGGUCACCGUCUUCGCUCAGCUCCCUAUCGCUGACCUCGGGAGGGUUGCCUGCGUGUGCAAAGCGUGGAGCCGAGCCUCGCAGUGCCCGCAGUUAUGGCAGAAGUUUGAAUUCGUCCUUAGCAAUGCCGCAAAGUCUUGCUUGCCAGCAACUUCGACAGCGCUAAUUAAUUUCGUCCUAAAGAGACAUGCCAAGCAUCUCAAAUGCGUCAUCCUCAGGACGGACAGCUCCCUUGAAUCGGCGCAAAAAGCGUGUCACAUUCUCUCCAGGUUGGUGAAUUGCUCUCUGAAAACGCUGGCGCUCAUGAGCUCAGCGCGCCCGGUCUUUCUCGAUGUGGACCAAGAGUCUUUCGUAUCCGCGCUGACCUUGGUUCUGGACCACUCAAGGGCACUCAGCUCAUUGGCAAUAGACAACACACCGGUGGACGACCCGUCUCUCAAAGCGCUUGCGUUGUCCAACUCGCGGACUUUGCAGCUGCUGCGAAUGAAAUCAUGUCCAAGAGUUUCACCCGGAGGAAUCGUAGCUUUAGCAGACCAUUGUAGAUGUUUGCGAGAGCUGUCGUUGAGUUAUAACCUGUUGAGCGACAACCUCCUCAUGGCUCUUAGCUCUGAGGAGCAUGUUAGAUUGGAGUACCUGAGAAUUGACAUAUAUGGCGAAAAUGAUGCGCCUUUUAAAAGAGUAUCACCACAUUGUUGGAAGGCUUUGGUUGAACACUCUCCAAGUAUGAAUCUGGUGAUGUAUGUUUUUGUGCUACCUGAGGAGUCACUCGAGUCUUUGUUCACAUCCUACAUACCGGUGACACAUCUUUAUUUUGGAGACUCUUUGCCAAAGAGAGUUUUAGCCAGAAUAGGGAAACACUGUCCGCGGCUAAGAGAAUUAGUUGUUGGGGCCAAUGGAAACACUACCAUUGACUCGGAAUUGCUUGGAGUGGCUACGAAUUGUCCGCAACUCACUUCUCUUGGACUAGGUGAAUGUGAAGUCACUUGCUCUGCCUUUGUUGAAUUUGUCAGUCGGUGUGGGCCUAAGUUAAGGCAACUCAGUGUCAUGGAAGAGUGCUUGCUCGAAGAUGAGUUGCUUGACGUUAACAAAACUUGCAAACGUGUUUCCGAAAUCCUAGGGAGAGAGUGGUGCCCCGAAUUUAUGCCCAUUUGGUGAACGCAUUAGUGUCAUUGCAGUUUAUUAUAAAAGUAGAAUUAUUAAAUAUAAUAUAUGUUAAUUUUAAUUAUUGAGGACAAAUUUUCUUAUCUGGUCAAAAUUAAGUUGCAAUUGUCUGUACCUUUUAAUCAUAUUGUGGUUUAAACUUAUAAAAAAUUUAGCUGUUGAUUAUAGUUACUUUAUUAACUAUGGUGGAUAUAAAAAAUAUAUAUAUGGAAUGACAAAAAUAAGGAGCGCU